GAGCCUUGGACGGUCCAACACCCACACACACACGUGUGUGUGUGUGUGUGUGUGUGUGUGUGUGUGUGUGUGUGUGUGUGUGUGUGUGUGUGUGUGUGUGUGUGUGUGUGUGUGUGUGCGCGUGUGUGUGUGUGUGUGUGUGUGUGUGUGCGUGUGUAGGUGAGAGACUUCUCGCUGGGCGAAGGCACGAAGCGUAUGCUGAACCGACGCGAGAAGCGCGGGGGGGGGCAGCCAGUUUACGGGGACGACAGCUAAAAUGGGAGCAGAGGAGAAUGAUGAUGACAACCGUGUAGCGACCACCGGAGACCCUACGAUCCGGCACUGAAGGUAGGACGGCGGCAGCCAUCCGUGGAUAUCGCCGAGCAGACAGAACCACGAAAAAAACAAAGGCAUUGAGAACGCACUGAAAUAGAGGAUCAGAGGAGGUGCCUCGCAUGCACCCGUCGUACCAACCAUGACCAGCCCCCAGCCCCCCGGCGUGAGCAGCUAUAACUCCACCCCCGGGCCCUGGGACCCGGCCCUGCCCGUGGCCGUGGCCGCCGACGUCGGGGGGGGCCCCGUCUGGCUGUCGGUGGUGAACAGCGCGGUGAAGAUGGUGCUGAUCUCGGUGAUCGUGUGUCUGUCCCUGUUCGGCAACGUGGUGGUGCUGCUGGUCUUCCAGAGGAAGCCCCAGCUGCUGCACGUGGCCAACCGCUUCGUCCUCAACCUGCUGCUGGCCGACCUGCUCCAGACCGUGCUGGUGAUGCCCUUCGCCAUCGCCGCCACCCUGCCGGGCAUGUGGCCCCUGGACGCCCGCCUCUGCCAGGGCCUGGUGGUGCUCAUGCACCUGUUUGCCUUCGCCGGCGUCAACACCAUCAUCGUGGUGUCGGUGGACCGCUACCUGGCCAUCAUCCACCCGCUGUCCUACCCCACCCGCAUGACCCCGCACCUGGGCACCAACCUGAUCGCGGCCACCUGGGUGGUGAGCCUCAUCCAGAGCACGCCGCCGCUCUACGGCUGGGGCGCCAUCGACUUCGACCGCCGCCACAACGUGUGCUCCGUCAUCUGGUCGUCCAGCCUGUCCUACUCGCUGGCCGUGUGCGUCUUCUCCUUCUGGCUGCCCGUGCUCAUCAUGCUCGGCUGCUACUGGAUGGUGUUCCGGGCGGCGCGCCGGCAGAACGCCCUGGUGCACCCCGUCCAGAGGCACUCCCCGAACCCCCAGCCGCAGGAGGCCCCCCCGCCACCGGUCCAGGGGCCCGGGUCGGACGCGGCGCCGGUCGCCGCCCCGCCGCCGCCGCCGCCCCCUGGGUACCAGGUGCGGGUGCGGCACCGACGCUUCCACUACCACUGCAAGGCGGCGCGGGUGGUGUUUGUGAUCAUGGCGUCGUACAUCGUGAGCAUGGGCCCCUACAGCGUGCUCAACACCGUGUCCUCGCGCUCGGGGGCCGCCGUGCCCCCCUGGCUGUCCUCGCUGGCGCUGGUGCUGUUCUUCGUGCAGUGCUGCCUCCACCCGUACAUCUACGGCUACAUGCACCGCAGCGUGAGGAAGGAGUUCCUGGCCCUGCUGUGCGGGCCCCUGUGCAGGCAGGGGGCCCCCAACCAGAUCUCCGCCAUGGAGAGCUGCCGGACGGCCGCCGACGGGCGCUCCGGCCCCCAGGGGGGCCUGGUCCCCGGCCUGGCCAAGCGCGUCUUCCCCCUGCACACGUGGGAGGAGGUGACCACGUCCUCCUCCCCCACCUUGGACAGGAGGUCGAGGGACAGCCGCAAGGAGACCACCUCCGUCAGCCUGAGCCCGGAGAGGGAGGUCCCUGUGGGGACCGCCUGAAGCUACGACCUGCAGCUCGGACUCUCGCUCCCAACCAUCAGGAUAUACGUGUCAUGUUGUUGUGUUUCGUUUUGUUUGUACAUUUUUAGUUGCCUGUUAUUGAGGCGGUUGUGAGAAGAAGAAAAAAGAACAGAACAUGAAAGAGCGCGUCUCAAUGGUCUACUGUUCAAUUUGUCGUAGUUGAUGUGUUAUGUAUAUCAUUUUUGCGGGCCAAUGUGUGUCCUCAUGACAGUUCUCUAUUUAAAUCAAUGUUUUGUAUAUUUUCAUAUAGAUGCAGUCGUAAUCGGUUAUCGAUUGAACCAGCCAUGCAUAGGUCUGUUACCUUUAUAUGUUGCAGUGUUGUUGAAAUCCAGGCUCACGUUUACGUUGUGAAAAGAUUUUGCUGUAAAUAUGGGCCUUUCUGCUAAAGUAGAGAUUUUCGGGGAUUAUCGUCUGCUAUGAUUUGAUAAUCAUUGACUCGUCUGCCGAGGUUCAGAGAUGACAUCUGCCUUGUCACCUCUGAAUCUCAGCUAUCUUCAUCACAGAUAUCAUCUCUCUUUGUGUCAGUGAAAGCAAGCAAACUUGUAAAGCAUAUAAACUCAGGGUAUUAAUGUUCAAAUGUUGAGUGGCCAUGUUUUUAAGCAUAUUCUGAAAUGUGUCAGUCACACUGCCGUGUUUGUUACAUCCAUUCUUAUUUUUUUGUUUUUUUUUACCCAAACAAAUGUGGAAGGUGGAAAACAUCUAUCUGAGCAAACAGGAAAUUUUAGAAAUUUGCCUUAGUCAUUCUCAAAAGGAGGGGUAAGAUGUGCCUCAUCUGUGACAACGCCAUGGUCAACCCUAAGAACAAUGGCCGCCUUCAAAAGAAUACACUGACAAUGACCACAAGUGCAUUGAAAAUUACGCCAAAAGAAACAAAAAAAUGAAACCACACAAGUCCAACUAGUCAUUUGUGAAAUCGGCAUGCAGUUGGAUGUUUUUCUUAAAACAAAUAGAUUUCCAUGCCAUAAUGAAUCUCUUUGAAGACAUAUGGCAAAAUAUACCUCAUACCUGUUUUCUAUUUUGCAUCAAACCAGAGUUUUGAUAGUGUUGUGUACCCUCACAUAUAUAACGGACUGAUUUCUGAUGUACAGUACAUACCAUUACCUCAAGGCCCAUUUGAGAAAAAGGCAAUCUAUUGAACUGAAGUGGUAGAAGGCAUGGUCGCCUUAUCUUUUGAUUAGAGCUAAGUGCUGUACCCUGAUUGAAGGUCUGUUAAGGUAGAGGGA
Gadus macrocephalus (Pacific cod) is the source of this 3048-nucleotide messenger RNA. RefSeq names its product G protein-coupled receptor 101 (gene gpr101). Gene Ontology annotation, molecular function: G protein-coupled receptor activity. The transcript has 2 exons. Gene Ontology annotation, biological process: G protein-coupled receptor signaling pathway. The record is from RefSeq and is a predicted model, not a curated record. Gene Ontology annotation, cellular component: membrane. NCBI's taxonomy places the organism in Eukaryota, Metazoa, Chordata, Actinopteri, Gadiformes, Gadidae. The coding region runs from base 455 to 1804 and encodes 449 amino acids.